UCUCAGCUCAUCUGCAAAGUGCAGUGCAGGUCUGCGGCACGGAGGCAGCGAGGCAGCGACGCUGAAGUGCUGGAAGAGAACUUUAGCAGGCGGUGGGACUUUCAUAGCCGGGCUGCUCGCUCAUCCGUCGACCAGUUAGGCCAGAGAAGCCGAUCUAAAUGGCCAGUCCAGGGUCAGAGGCAGGACGGCAUCUACAUCUGCAGCACCAGCCCGCCGAGUCAGUCUCAGAGCCGGCCGUUCGCGAGGCUCAGAAAUGGAUCGAGGCGGUCACUGGCAGAAGUUUUGGGGAGAAGGACUUCAGAGGCGGUCUGGACAAUGGCAUCCUGCUGUGCGAGUUGCUCAGUUCCAUUAAACCUGGUCUUGUGAAGAAGAUAAACAGGUUGCCUACUCCAGUAGCCGGUCUGGAUAACCUGGCGCUGUUUCUGAGAGGUUGUGAGGAGUUGGGACUGAAGGGCUCUCAGCUGUUCGACCCUGGAGAUCUGCAGGACACACGCACCAACAAAGGCUCAGACUGCAGCAGGAAGCUGAAAAAUGUUUUGAUCACAAUCUAUUGGCUGGGCCGGUCAGCCAAUAGCAGUGCUACGUAUAACGGGCCCACUCUGGACCUGCGCGAGUUUGAGGGGCUGCUGUCACAGAUGCGAAAGGAAGCGGAGGAUUGGGACAGUCCUAAGCGCAGCAUCAGGGACAGUGGUUAUAUUGACUGCUGGGAGUCCGAGCGCAGUGAGUCUUUGUCGCCGCCGAGGCACACACGGGACGACUCCUUCGACAGCCUGGACUCCAUCGGCUCCCGCUCACGCCACACCCCCUCUCCCGAUGGCCUGAUCGCCCGCGGCUCCAGCGAUGGCCGUGGCAGCGACUCGGAGUGUGACGUUCCCCACAGGAAGCUCCCGGACAUGCGGCGGGACGAUAUGCUGGCAAGGCGAACCUCUUGCAGCGAGCCGCGAACUGCAGUACCCUUCAAUCAGUACCUGCCCAACAAGAGCAACCAGACGUCCUACAUGCCCACGCAAUUGCGGCGCCAGCGCACUGAGCGCGAGGACAGCCGCAAGAGCUGGAGCAAUGCCACUUCACCUGUAGGAGGAGAAAGACCUUUCAGUGAAAGUCCUUGUCAUGCUUUAGAGUUUUCCCCUGCAGUAACCGGUAUAGAAACUCUGUGUGUAGAUCCAGCCUCUAAAGACCACCAGUCUGAAGACUCACACUCAGAAACUGACUCCCCCCAUGGUGACACCACCAACCCUUUAGCUAAAACCCCUCCCAUUAUAGACCCCCACCCCAAAAACCACCCGUCCCCUCCUUCUCCAGAAGGCCAGCAGCUGGAACAUAUGGACGAUGAGGAUCCAGAGGAGGAGCAAGAGCAGAGAACAUGUGUGGCAUCACAUAUAUCCAUUCAGAACCUGAUGUCGCCCACUGAAAGCCUUAGAACCAUGAAGACUGGAGAAGAAACACCUGAAUGCAGCCUUGCCCCAGAGUCCACCUCACCCAUACAGCAGAGCCAUGCAGAGGAGCCAGAGCAUGAAACUACCAACAAUAAUCAAAGGAGUAUGAGUAUGAUUGACAUGAGGAGCGAAGAAGACUCCGUGCUGCCAGCCCACAGUCAGGUCCGUCACGAGCUGAUGCAUGGCCAGUAUACCCGGAUGAAGGAGGAGGAGAACCACUGGCAGGACGAUCUGGCACGGUGGAAGAGUCGCAGGAGGAGUGUGUCUCAGGACCUGAUAAAGAAAGAGGAGGAGAGGAAGAUGAUGGAGCAACUGCUGAACAAAGGCGAAGGCUCACAGAGGCGGAAGAGUAUAAAGACCUACAGGGAGAUUGUGGAGGACAAGGAGCGUCGAGAGCGGGAGCUUCAUGAGGCGUACCUGAAAGCUAAAACUCCAGAGGAGGCGGCUGCUGUGCUGGAGCGUUACGCCCAGCGCUUCACCAUCAGCGAGGCUAUACUGGAACGCCUUAAACUGCCCAAGCUUUUGGAGCGCAGUGUAUCUGCUGACCCCACACGCCUUUCCACCUCCCCCACCACUCCUGACCCCUUCACCUCCUCGUCCAGCCCGCUGCAGUACCUGCGCCAGCAGUCCCUACCUGUGCCCAAAUUCACCGCCACUGUGGAGGCCCGAGUAAUAGGAUACGGAGCAGGUCAGGGGGACACAAGCAGAAGUUCACGGGCCUCCCGUCUGGAGCGGAGCGCACCUUUACUCGCCCCCAAACCGUUCGGCCGUGGCAGAGCGGCCAGUGCUGAGGAGAGAUCGUCCAAGUGGGAUGAAAUGGAGCGAGUGAACGGCGAAACGGACGAUGACCGCAGUGCAAGAGAAGAGCAAGAACGGGAGGCAGAGAGAGAAGAAGACUCCUCUCCUAUGCUGUUCUACCCAUCUCCUUCCCAGAACACAGACUCAGAUAGCACAGAACAGCCCACCUCAGAAUCUCAGCCUUCAGACAAACACACAGCCUCAAACGCACCGACAUACACCUCAGAGCCAGAGUGUGUGGAGAGAGCAGACUUGGAGGCAACGAGACAGUGUGGCAUGGUGCCAGAAGCACAGAGCCAGGAGAAAGAGGAAGCACAGAAAGAACAGACGCCCAGCCGACCCACCUCUUUACCCACGCAGCUGCCAGUUGAGGAAGAGGAGCUCCCACAGGCCAGGGCAGUGUCUCCACCUGUAAAAGAAGAGGAGCCCAGCACACGGGCAUUACCAGAGAGCGAGCGAUCUCCAGAGAAGCUGACCGUGGAGAGUAUGGACUGUACUGUAAUCAGCCAGAAUGGAGCAGUGCAGACGGCACAGGAGACGCAGGCUCCCUCUCACAGCGACACUGCAGCUAAGGAGGUCAUCAAACCUCUCUUGGAAUCUCCGCUGAGAACUGCAAAGCAGCCAGAACCAGCCAGCGAAGACCAGUCUAAACCCAGGCCAGCCUGUGAACCUCCAGCAACAGAGCUGAACAGUGCCCAGCUAACACCGUUGUCCAGUAACCCUAAGUUACGCUGGGACUUCUUCACCUCGUCAGAGUCUGCAGAGAAAGAGCAUGGAAAUGUUGCUCCCACGGUUUUGAAUCUGGUGAAGCGGGGCGAGCACUUUUCGUGGGACCCCGAGGAAGAGCGCAAACGGCAGGAAAGGUGGCAGCAAGAGCAGGAGCGCAUGCUUCAGGAGAAGUACCGUCGUGAGCAGGAGAAGCUGAAGCAGGAAUGGGAGAGGGCUCAGAAGGAGGUGGAAGAGGAAGAGAGGAGAUACCAUGAAGAGGAGCGAAAGAUUCUAGAGGAAACGGUGGCACCUUUGACGCCACACUCACCAAUGCCCCCCUCCCCAUGCUGGCAGGAGACCACCCACCUCCCCAGCAACCCCACCCAGCACAGCAUCGUCCGCUCACUGGCCGACUGGGAACGCAAGCAGGAGGAGAUGGAGAAACAGACGGGGACCUUGGAGAAUAAGAGACAAAGGGAAAAUGAGAGGAACAAACCGGCAGGGACAAAAGAGGAGCUUUCCCAGGCAACAGGAAGCCCUCGACAGCCUAGUGGAGACCGGCUGGUGGGUCAGCCCAAUGGACAGAGAGAAGGAAUGGAAGGGCAGACUCAAAGUCCAAACCAAGAUCAGGACAGCCAGAGUGUUUCGUGGAGUAGCAAGGCUCACCAGCAGUCAUCAGAGUCCUGGAAAAAGAGUGCUUCACUGGACUGCAGCAGGAACCCACAGCCAGCAUCUGGAGGACGUAGAAGGUCUGACUCCAUAGAGUAUGUUGGUGUAAAGUCAUCACAGUCAUCUUCCUCACACACAGACACACAACAACCUCCUCCAUCACCAAACAGAUCUGUCAGUGGGAAGAAGCUGUGUUCGAGUUGUGGCCAUCCACUUGGUAAAGGAGCAGCCAUGAUUAUUGAGACUCUCAGCCUUUACUUCCACAUCCAGUGUUUUAAGUGUGGGAUCUGUAAGGGACAGCUGGGUGACACCACCACCGGGACAGACGUGAGGAUCCGUAAUGGUCUGCUGAACUGUCAUCAGUGCUACAUCCGCUCUCGUUCUGCUGGUCAGCCCACCACCCUAUGAGCAGGCUUGGUGUUUUGGGACCACCUGAACAGCUCAGUCUCACCCACCACCACUUCCCACUAUCAAGCCAUGCUUGGACUGGUCACAUUGACACCUGCAUCUUCGGUUGAGAUCAAUGCAAUAUUUCCAAGUCAAGAGGUUUUUCCUUUAUGCCCAAAUGUAUAACUCCCACCAAGUGUGUUAAAGGCCUGGUGCUUUUAUUAAGGUUGAAAUAACCAAAAACUUAGCUGAUGGCUCCAUCUCAUCAAUCUCUGUUUGAGGGUGCGAUGAUUUAUAUUUUUUAUGGAGGAUUUAUUUGGUCCACUUAUAACAAACAGCUGUGCUCAAAGCGGUCGUCACUUUUCUGAGUAUAGCAUGAAGUAUAGCAUUAUCUACUUUACUACAAAUAAAGGUGUUUUUGUUGGAAGUAUAGCAAGGAAAUGACCACGUUACCACUAUUUUUGACUAUUAUUUAGAGCUUUCUCUGUAUUAAGGUCCAUUUUGGUCCAUAUGGAUGUUGCUGAGGCGAACAGUCCGUCUCAGCUGCUGCGUGUUCUUUCCUGAUCUUUGUGAUUGCCGGAAGUCUGUAAUGGUAGCUGCAUCUGAUUGAUAGACAUCCAUUUCAUUCGUUUGCGUUCACUGGGCUAAAGGAAAAACAGAACCAAGUCAGGCUGCUUUCACAAAACAUUUUGGUGUCCGUUUAAAGUGCAUUGACCUGUGCGGCUGGUUUGUUGUAGCAUUUCCCAACAUGACCAGGAAUCUUGUGAGAAGGAAAAUAUGAAAGCUACUGAAAGGAAACAUGAAAGCUCGUAAACAAAAACUGCAGGCAGUUGCUGUUUUUUUCUCAUAAAAAUGAAGCAAAAAAUACGAGUGGGGUUUUAAAGAAACCAGUUGUGAGCGUCCUAAUAGAACUUUAGAGUUCAGCAGUGAUUAGUUUCUCUUCUAUCUUGAUUAACGUUGAUUCUAGUGACUUUUUCUAGAUGGAUUUUAAAACUGAGCUAUGCAUUGUGCAACAGUGGGUUGUUUUUUAUUUUUUCUAUGUCAUUUAGUCAUAUCUAGUUCCACCCAUUAGUUAGGACUGGCCCAAUCACACGAUACCACCAGUGCUAGGAGGGCGAAGGCUGGCCUUGGCUUCUUCUGAGACCUGUGAGGAGCCACCGCAUGUUUUCUAACUGCUGCUCCCACAACGUCAUUGGACAGCUGAAUGCACUCGGAUGAAAGCGCCAAUUGCCACUUCUGUUAUGUCAGGUAACAGCUGCCUGUGCUGGCUAGUAUUGCUACUAGCGAGGUGUAAGUAGUACUAGUAAGCGAUUUGGGGGGAAGGGGACCACCCUACCCACCCAGAGAGAGGGCAGUUGUGCUCUCUUGGAUUCCCGGCCACGGACGGCUUUAACACCACCGGCGAUGGAACUCACGAUCUCAAGAUCAUAGGGCCAACGCUUAGAUGGUUGUGAGAGGGAUGUUCUUAAUGUUACUCAUUGAGUCCAACAGCUCAGAGCGUUCGUCGUUGGAUCCACAGCACUGGAUGAUCUCCGAAAUCGCACUGAAAGAGCCGUGAGAGCAGCGACGCCCGACACGCUCAGUCCAGUAUCAGUCCAUACAGCUGGAGGAGGUUCAGACUGAGACCUUGUAAUAUUACAUAAUAAACUUUAUGCUCAUUUAAACCAUUUACAGUUCACUGCAUUGUUUUGUAAUGAUUUGCAAGGGAAAUAAAUCAUGUUGAUUAAUCUUUUUGAAUCACCCUGUAUUAUAAAAGGUUUUAUCCUCACGUUUUACACCAGUAGCAGUUAAAUUGGCUCUAAAUUGCUCUGGUUUUGGGCAGUUUGGUUGUAUCUGCCAAGUCUACAUAGCUAAUUAGCAGUUUAUCAGUCAGUGAUACAAAACAAAUGAUGUUCAGUUCUUACACCACUUUGGCCUGAUCUUUUGACCCUUUAUGGGAUAUAAGGAUCCCUUAUUUUCUCCACUUCUUGGAUGAGUUUCUCCUCAUCCAUUUUGAGGCAGAAUAGCACAGUGACAAGGCAUCUGUCAAAAAUGAAUCGUACUCUGCCACUCAGCUGGCACACACUUCGUUGAUUGUGACAGGAGUGUUUUGGUUUUGUCGUUGGCUCUCACAUCACCUGCUGUUACGACAAGCUCUUCACAAUAAACCAUUAAUCUAUUAUUAAGCAUGGAAAAUACUGCUGAUAGUAUCAGGCUGGCAUGCAGGGAGAAGAUGCCCUGAGCUGUGCUGUGUGUAAAGUCAGUAAAACCAGGACUGGAGUUUGGAUAACAGGCAUCAAGCAUUCAAGAUGUUGAUUAGAAGUGCAUUUUUGACGGAUACCAAAACGCCCAUGUUAAUGCAGCCUUAUGAUUUCUUGGUUCAAACGGAUAAAGUGAGUGCAUGUGUACCAGUUACAACCAAAAGAAGAUCCAUUGGUUUUGCAGUUCUGUCCCCGUGUAUCUUAAAGUCACUAGUGAUCUGAGAUAUUUUGCUUCAUUAGUGGUGGGAAAGGUAUUGCACUGAAAAAAUGUGCCUUAGAGUGAAGGGAGCGUUUACACAAAAAAACAGGCAAAAGCAUUUUAAGAGUUCAAAUCCAAAGACUGUCUGUAGUUGAGGAGAAAGGAAGUGACUGUUAUUUCGGCUGUGGUGAAGGAGGCUGAGCAGAUUGCACAUCUCCGUUUAAACGAUUGAGGCUCAUGCACUGCGCAGUUCUGCACUAUUGAGCAAAAAAAAUCAUUGCGGUUUCGGAUUAUUGCGUCAAGUUGUCUGCGACAGUUAUGGUCUACGCAAACAGACUUUACGCCAGGCUUUAGACUAUUAUGCCUCGUCAAAGUCUGGGUGAAUAUUGGGUGAAAUUUAGAAGAGGUUGUCAUUUUUUUUUACUUUGAAAUACUGCACACAACUAGCAAUACCAGUUGUUAUAUUUGUUUUUAAAUCAGUUCAUAAACUGCCUCUAAACCACUCGUGUCAGUGCCACUAGCUAUGCUUAACACUAACCAUUACGAACUACUAGCUGUUAUUCCAAGAUCUGACCAUGAGGGUAUAUCCAAGGCUUUCGUUUAAAAUCAUUGAUUUUCACCCUUCAAGAACUUGAUCAUAUUGGACAUUUAAUACGCUGUCAUGAUUUCUUAUAUAGUCAGUGUUCUGCGCUUUGGGUCUGGUUGAGUAGCUAUCUUAUGUUCUAUUAGGUAUUAUCUAGGUUGCUACAGAGCGGAGGCAUUGCCAAGCAAAUUUGAUAUUGUCUAGGAUGAAUAGUUACCUUGGAAAUGAUAUCAAGUCUAAGGUAUAUUUAUUGUGAUAUUCAAAUGUACACUAUCUGAAAAAUAGAUUACUUUGAUGUUCAAAUGCAAUGGCUUUACACUAUACUCUAUGUUUAUAAAUAAAGCGCUGAAAAGAU
Pygocentrus nattereri (red-bellied piranha) is the source of this 7375-nucleotide messenger RNA. It is a transcript of the gene limch1b, whose product is annotated as LIM and calponin homology domains 1b. Lineage: Eukaryota; Metazoa; Chordata; Actinopteri; Characiformes; Serrasalmidae. The coding region runs from base 159 to 4019 and encodes 1286 amino acids. Gene Ontology annotation, molecular function: myosin II head/neck binding. Gene Ontology annotation, cellular component: stress fiber. The record is from RefSeq and is a predicted model, not a curated record. The transcript is spliced from 28 exons. Gene Ontology annotation, biological process: positive regulation of stress fiber assembly; regulation of focal adhesion assembly.